Molecule: messenger RNA, 1657 nt
Organism: Centrocercus urophasianus (Greater sage-grouse)
Lineage: Eukaryota; Metazoa; Chordata; Aves; Galliformes; Phasianidae
Gene: CNOT10
Product: CCR4-NOT transcription complex subunit 10
Exons: 6
Coding region: 933-1517 (194 amino acids)
Biological process (GO): negative regulation of translation; mRNA catabolic process
Cellular component (GO): CCR4-NOT complex
Molecular function (GO): protein binding
Source: RefSeq, a predicted model, not a curated record
UAGUGCUCUUUCCAACCUUGGUGAUUCUAUAAUUCUGUGAAUGCGCACAGUCUUGCUGGCAUACAGUGGUGAUUCUUGCAUUACACAAGAUUACAUGGAACCCAAUGCGUGCAUCUCCUAGUUGAGAGAAUGAUUGAGGCCACAGAUGAAAACCAACUCCUUGACUUCCCACUUUGCUGUAAGGAUGAUAGAUGGCUUGGGAUUUAUUUCUUCAGCACUAAAAAACUGUCUUUCAUUUUUGUGAAAUCAGAGUGGAGCUGGACGGUCACUGAUAAGCUGAGGUCUUUGUAUUUUGUGCUAGUGGCUGGUUUAUUCCCUUCGGGUACUACUUUUAGAAUAAAAUGUACUUAGACUAACAAAUUUUUGGUUUUUUUUUUGUUGUUGCUAACUUGCAGGGAAUAGUAGUGAUUACUUUGUUUUUAAGUUUUUUAGGUACAUGUAGGAAUUCAGUAAUUCCAAGUAUUUUCCCUUGAAUGUACAAUAAUUUCAACUGAGAACUAAAUACUAAUGUAGUGGUGUUGUAUGGCUUUUAAAACGAAUCUGUAGGUAUAUAUUUGUAUAUAAGCAUUCAUUUGACAUCUUCAUAUGUGACACAAACAGUUUUUUAUUGCUUUUAUCGUGUACCAAUCGAGUCUGAAAUGUUGCUGUGUGAAAAUGAAAGUAAAUCUCUAGAAUUACUGAGGUCAUCCUAAGAGUGUAGUGAUGGACAGCAUGCUCUUUGCUCCUGCUUCCAAUUCUUUUUGUACUCUGUGUAAAGUAAUGCUAGCAUGUCUUUAUCUGGAUUUGCUGGACGCUUGUUAAAGAAGAAAUUUCACAGCUGCAUUUGACAUCACCGUAUAUUAACACAUUGUCUCACCCCUUUUCUUUUCUCCUGCAGGUGCUCAAUACUUGCCUGUAGUGCUUAUGUGGCUCUGGCUCUGGGCGAUAACCUUAUGGCACUGAAUCAUGCAGAUAAGCUCCUCCAGCAACCGAAGCUGUCAGGGUCUCUGAAGUUUCUUGGGCAUUUGUAUGCAGCAGAAGCUCUCAUCUCUCUUGACCGAAUAUCUGAUGCCAUCACUCACUUGAACCCUGAGAACGUCACUGAUGUUUCCCUUGGGAUCUCCUCAAAUGAGCAGGAUCAAGGGUCUGACAAAGGAGAGAAUGAGGCGAUGGAGUCUUCUGGCAAGCAGACCCCCCAGUGUUAUCCCAGCUCAGUCACAUCUGCACGGACAAUGAUGCUGUUUAACCUUGGAAGCGCUUACUGCUUGCGGAGUGAAUACGACAAAGCUCGGAAGUGUCUCCACCAGGCUGCUUCGCUGAUCCACCCCAAGGAGAUCCCUCCGGAGGCUAUCCUGCUGGCCGUCUAUCUGGAGUUACAGAAUGGUAACACUCAGCUGGCGUUGCAGAUCAUCAAGAGAAACCAGCUUCUCCCUUCAGUGAAAACGCUCUCAGACAUGCGGAAGAAGCCCGUUUUCCAGCCGGUCCACUCGCUCCAGCCCAUUCAGAUGCCGACUUUCACCGCUGUGCAGAGGAAGUGAGGGUCUGUUGAGCUCGCUGCUGCCCUUCCUGGGAGGGCUGGGGAUUUUGUAUAUUUUUUUAACCUCGGACAUCUGCAUACCCGGAUUGCUGGAGUGUGUUCCUUUAUGUAAAUUUUUAAUAAAACACUUAAAUGUCUCCA